Molecule: messenger RNA, 1719 nt
Organism: Aspergillus welwitschiae
Lineage: Eukaryota; Fungi; Ascomycota; Eurotiomycetes; Eurotiales; Aspergillaceae
Product: acetyl-CoA synthetase-like protein
Exons: 6
Coding region: 1-1719 (572 amino acids)
Biological process (GO): secondary metabolic process
Molecular function (GO): CoA-ligase activity
Source: RefSeq, a predicted model, not a curated record
AUGUCCCUAGUCCGAUCUCGAUACAGUGUGAAUGCACCCGAAACAGACCUCCUGUCCUACUUAUUUGAUUCGCCUUAUAAGGAUGCAGGAUCCUGGCCGUCAUCAGAGCCUCUUUUAGAGUCAGCAGCAGAUUGCGAUCGUUCAGGGUAUUCAGUUGACCAAAUCAAGAAUAUCGUGAAGCGAGUCGGCUGCGGCCUUGAUCGAUUGGGAGCAAGCGGCAAGCGGGUCAUGGUCUACGGGGACGCGAACAUUAACUUCCCCCUGGCUAUUCUUGGAGUUAUAGCUGCAGGAGCAUCAUGUAAUGUUCUCGCGCCUGGUCCUGUUGAAGAACUGAUUUCCCGGCUGCGGCAACUGGACUGUGACAUUGUUUUUUUCGCCCCGCAGGAUCGAGAGCUUGUCUGUACUGCUGCAGCAAGGUUGAGUAUUCCUAGCGAGCGUCUUUUCAUGGUUGAUGAGACCAUCGAUGGCGAGAAUAUCGAAGGUUCGGAUGAUGGUGGUCCUAGACACUGGGGCCACCUCUUGAUGAUGCCCGGCGGUGACGAUUAUGAGUGGCCUAGACUUUCGCCUGCUGAGGCAAGGACAAGAACUGCUCUCCUGCUCUAUACCUCAGGGACAACAGGAUCUUCGAAACUUGCCGAGCGCACUCACUAUGGUCUUAUUGGGAACAUUGAACAGACCCUACAGCACUACAACCUUCGAGAGAGGAACAAAGAAACCAUAUUCUGCAAUUAUAAGUUCUGCGGUAUGGGAUUUCUCAUAUUAGGGUUCAUGCUCCCUUUGAAGGCUCGGUAUAAGACGAUAUUCCCUACAAAGUUCGAACCAGAAAAAUUCAUGCAGACAAUUGAACGAUUCCAGCCUACCUGGUUGAUGCUCCCUAAGCAUCUGGUACGUGAGCUCCUGGCAAAGUUCGACAAGCCCAGCUUUCCCAGUGUGCAACAUGUCCUCACCGGCGGCGCGAUCAUUCCCUAUGAGAUGAUCGAGCAGUGGCAGCGACUACAUGGAUCUCAAGUGCAGAGUACAUAUGGAAUGACCGAGGCUUACUCCGUUACUGCACCAACCAGGGCGGGCUUUUAUACCUUCCCCGAUCCAACCCAAGUGGUAGAGGAUGCCACAACAGGAGUCUUGCUUCCUAGUUUAGAGGCGAAAAUCCUCGGUGAUAAUGGCGAAUUGCUGAGCAUGGGCCAAAAAGGGCAUGUUUACAUUCGGACCCCAUUUCUUAUGAAGGGCUACUUCAAUGAACCAGAACAAACUGCGCAGACCAUAACGGAUGAUGGAUGGAUUAAGACUGGCGACAUUGGCUGGGUUGAUGAGCGCGAUCAAUUCUAUAUUGUUGGUCGCCAAAAGGACCUAUUCAAGAUAAAAGGCGACAAUGUUUCUGCAGCUGAAAUCGAAACGGCUAUCUUGCAACAUCCGGAUAUUGCGGAUGUUGCUGUUAUUCCAGUCACUAUAAAUGGAGAUGAAGAGCCCGUGCCUCGUGGAUAUAUUGUCAAGGGAAAUGAGUCCCCCCUGACAAUAGAAGAAUUGAUGCACUGGAUGCGGACGGAACUCACUUCACGCAUGCAACUCCUUGGCGGCGCUGCCUUCAUCGAGGCAAUUCCCAUUUCAAAUGUUGGAAAUAGCAAAGUCGACCGUCGGAGACUGUGUGAGAUCGCCGAGAGAGAGCUGCAGGCCCUAAGCAAUACGGAACAGGAGGCGGGCAAGCCAAACAACAGCGUUUGA